Messenger RNA from Cottoperca gobio, 4862 nucleotides. RefSeq names its product BCAS3 microtubule associated cell migration factor (gene bcas3). Gene Ontology annotation, biological process: autophagy; response to starvation. Gene Ontology annotation, cellular component: cytoplasm. The record is from RefSeq and is a predicted model, not a curated record. Lineage: Eukaryota; Metazoa; Chordata; Actinopteri; Perciformes; Bovichtidae. Gene Ontology annotation, molecular function: protein binding. The coding region runs from base 138 to 2615 and encodes 825 amino acids. The transcript is spliced from 23 exons.
ACAACACAGUUCCGCAAGUCCAGUGCUGUUUGUGUUUUGACGACGUUAUUGUAAAGAGCUCUUCAGACCACCACACAAGUCCAUAAGCAAGGACACAGUCAACGUUCUACACCUCGGAUAAAGAAACAGGAGACAAAAUGGCGUCGGACUCUCCACGCAGACCUAGUCGCUGUGCUGGAGGGGUUCUGGUGCGAGCACAAGCUGCUACGGAGCAGUCUUACAUGGAAAGUGUGGUGACCUUCCUGCAGGAUGUGGUCCCCCAGGCGUAUACGGGGGCUCCACCUUCUGAUGAGAAAGAGAAAAUCAUUUGGGUUCGUUUUGAGAAAGCUGACAUCAACGACACUUCCCGCAAUCCAGAGUUUAUGGAGAUCCACAGUGGUACUACUGACCCUCCUCUUUGCCUCAUGAUUGGCUACACUGAUGGAAUGCAGAUCUGGAACGUAUCUUUGGCAGGGGAAGCCCAAGAGCUGUUCUCAGUGCGCCAUGGUCCUGUGCGAGCUGCUCACAUUCUGCCCGCUCCUCAUAUCAGUCCUCUGAAGACGGACAGUUUUGCCGACAAGAGGCCUCUGCUGGGGGUGUGCAAGAGCACCGGGUCUUCUGGGACAAGCCCUCCCUACUGUUGCGUUGACCUGUAUUCUCUACGGACAGGGGAAAUGGUCAAAUCAAUUCAGUUCAAGACACCCAUCUAUGAUCUCAACUGCAACAAACAUAUUCUUGUUGUGAGCCUACAAGAGAAGAUUGCAGCAUUUGACAGCUGCACCUUCACUAAGAAGUUCUUUGUAACAAGCUGCUAUCCCUGCCCCGGCCCCAGCAUAAAUCCAAUAGCUCUGGGAAGCCGCUGGCUAGCCUACGCUGAGAACAAGUUGAUCAGAUGUCACCAGUCUCGCGGAGGCGCUUGUGGUGAUAAUACACAGUCCUACACAGCUACAGUGAUCAAUGCUGCCAAAACUUUAAAGACAGGCCUGACAAUGGUGGGUAAAGUUGUCACACAGUUGGCCGGCACACUACCAGCAGGCACUCCUGACGAGGAGGGCACACCUCACAGUGUGAUCCGCCGUAGCCCCCACAACCCAGGUGUGGUCACCAUCAUUGACACCCACAGUGUCGGUGAAGGACAGGUCUUGGUGAGUGAGGAGUCGGACGGAGAGGGAGUGGUGGCUCACUUCCCAGCUCAUGACAAACCCAUAUCCUGCAUGCAAUUCAACCCCAGCGGAAUGCUGCUGGUGACUGCAGACACUCUGGGCCAUGAUUUUCACGUCUUCCACAUUCUCACCCACCCAUGGGCGUCCUCACAGAGCGCUGUUCACCAUCUCUACACCCUGCAUCGCGGGGAAACUGAGGCCAAGGUCCAGGACAUGUGUUUCAGCCAGGACAGUCGCUGGGUAGCCAUCAGCACCCUCCGCGGCACGACCCAUGUAUUUCCCAUCAACCCCUAUGGCGGCGCACCCUGUGCCCGCACGCACAUGUCACCUCGGGUGGUCAACCGAAUGUCUCGUUUCCAAAAGAGCGCUGGCUUGGAGGACAUCGAACAGGAGCUGAACAGGGUGGCUGCGUUGGGAGGAGGCUUAGGAGGAGGUGGCUGCAUCCUGGGUGGAGGAGGAGGCAUCGGGGGCCGCUGUAGCCCCAUACCUGGCCUGUCCAGCAGCCCUUCGGGAUCUCCACUGCACGCCAAGCUGAGCAGCCAGGAUUCAUACAACAACUUCACCAAUAACAACAUGGGGAACCCGCGACUGGCCCCGCUGCCAAGCCUCACUGUGGUGCUGCCUCUGGCUCAGAUCAAACAGCCCAUGACCCUGGGCACCAUCACCAAACGCACCGGCAAAGCUAAGCCGCCCCCUCAGAUCUCCCCGAGCAAGUCCAGUGGAGGAGAGUUCUAUGUGGCCGCCGUGUUUGCCUCGUCUCGCUCCUGGUUCAUCACCAACCCCAACAUGAAAAGAGAGAAAGAUCAGUCCAAGCAGCUGGUUGUCGACUCACUGUACAUCAUCAGUUGCUACGGGACUAUGGUGGAGCAUGUCCUGGAGCCCCGGCCAAUUAGCACUGCUCAAAAGAUUAGUGAUGACACACAUUUGGAGCUCAGCACCUGUCCAAGGGCCUGCUGGACUCUAGCCAGGACUCCACAAUGGAAUGAGCUGCAGCCACCCUUCAACUCUAACCACCCCUUGGUGUUGGCCUCAGAUCUGGUGCAGUACUAUCAGUAUCUUCUGGCUGCGAUGCCCCCAGGAAGCCCAGGCCCAAUCACCCGUCACGAGUCGUCAGACAGCCUUGCGUCGGACCACAGUGGACAGGAGGAUGAGGAGUGGCUCUCUCAGGUGGAAAUUGUGACCCAUACAGGGCCCCACCGGCGCCUGUGGAUGGGCCCGCAGUUUCAGUUUAAGACCAUUCACCCUUCAGGCCAGACCACUGUCAUCUCCUCCUCGUCCUCAGUCCUUCAGUCCCAGGGUCCCACUGAUGUCCAACAGCCCCUGUUGGACUUCGACACAGACGACCUGGACCUACACAGCCUGAGGAUCCAGCCGGUACGUUCAGAGCCAGUCAGCAUGCCCGGCUCGUCACGGCUGGUGGCUGAUCGGAGAGGGCAGUCCAACAUCAUGGACUCAGGAUCAGGUUAUUCCUAAAAAAGGAAGCUCCUCGCUCUCCAAAUUACCAUUUCAAUUAUUUAUUUAUUUUCUUGCAAGCAUGCCUAUCAUUUUCAUUGCCCCUUCAUCCAUCCAUUCUUCUCCUCUCCCUCACUACCCGAUCAUUGUUUUAUCAUUGGUGUGUGAGAGAGAAGAGGACAGGCGAGAGGAGGAGAAGGAGGAAGAGAAGAUGGCCAGCUUUCUACUUGUCUGUCUUUCUGUUUGUCUGUCUUAUUGUUGUCCAGGUAUGGCCUUUUUGAAAGUGGCCGACCUGAACACCAAGUCCAAUUUGAUGUCAAUAUAUUUAUUUCUUACUCAAUCGCUGUUCCUGAGAUUCUCUUGUGAAGAAGCUGGAUGUCACAACAUUAACUCUGACAGAAUGCAGGGUUGUUAAAUGGUAAAGCAGUCGUGCAGAUUUGAGGAUGACAUUCCCAGCCUCAUCCUCUUGCCGUUAGCAUAACUAGCUACUUACAUGGCAGCAACAUAUGCUGAGUGCCAUUUAUUAGUCCAUGCUACAGAACGAGUUUGACUCAUCUUCUCUGCUCGCUACACGUAAGCUUGAUGGUGGGAACUGGACUAACAUAUUAACAAAGACAGAAAGUAUCACAAACUUUCCUGCUUCAGUUUUUCCUUCCGUCUUUGUUGCGCAUCUGUCUAUGACAAAGAUCAUUAUGUGACUGUGACAACUGACUUUUAUUUUAAAUAUAAUCAGUCAUUUAAUGUAGAGUAAUUGAUUUGAGCCUUAUUAUUAUACUAAUGUUGUCAUCAGAAAAAAUGUGUCAAAGACAGGACAAUUUGUAUUUGUGUAAUUAUAUUAAAACACAAACAGAACAUAGAUUAAAUCUGCUGAAGUGGAGUAUCAGGCCUGAUACAUGGUAACAUGCAAGGUAAUGGUAGUAAUGGCAGAAAAAGAAGAGACAUUUAGCCAUCAUCAUCAUCAUCAUCAUUGUUUUGACAUUUGAACGGUGAAUUCAAAUGUCUCCGGAUUACUGAGGCUGCAAUAAAUACUCUUCUUUACAUUUUCAUUUGUACACAUAACUAGAAACCCCUUUGUUGAGUAUAUCCCUCGUUGGGAUUCACUGGGGAAAACUUGAUUGUGUCCUAAAAGAGGAAAACACAUUUUGCAUCCAUAUUUUUAACUGGCUUGGACGAUGUUUUGUGAGAUUCACUUGGUUUUUAAAGUUCUAGAAUUGACCAGACAAAGUAAUUUGACAAGAAACAAGUUUCAAACGAUGAAACAAUUGCAAUCUGUUCACAUGACUCACCAUUAUCUUAACUUUAAAAAUGGUAGAGCACAACAAUCCUGGGGUUUGACUGGGACCAGCACCUCUGGCAACACAUUCAAAGUUACUUAGAUCAACAGCUUGCCCAUUCCAAUGUUUAAUAAAACAGUAACUGAAUUGCCGCCACAUAAGAGACAGUUUAAAGGAGGUUUGUAAUGGUGUUAACAAGCAGGUGAACUUGAUCGUAUUGGCCACUGGGUCUGUCUGAGGAAGUCAAUUGAUAAGUCAUACCAAGACUACCAGAAAGUAGCAACAAAGAGAAAGAUGUGCCAAACAUUUAAAAAAGUUAUACAAGAAACAUGGCAACAUAUUUAUUAUAUGUAUUAUAAGGAUGCACAAUACCAAUUAUUUAGCCAGUAAAGUGUAAUAUGAUGAAGUCAUUAGGUUCCCAGAGCCAAACUUGCUGCUCAUAAGAAGCAGCUCCACAGUCCUCCCAGCCUUCAGACAAGAGAUAUUGAAGCAAAGUGCACUGGGCUCAGCUGUCUCUUUAUCGCAGGACAGUUUUUCUAUUGAGAUACUCGCACAGACUCAAUACACACUCAGCAGCAUUUGCCCUUUAGGUACAGAAUAAGGCCUGUAUUAUACAUCCAGCUCAGGAUGAGAUGGGAAGGAGGGUUACAUUAUGAGGGAGGAAGUGCACUUGUGUAUGCAGAGGACCAAGCAACGUGGUGUGUGUAUGGGCUCCUACAGUGUCCCCUUGUUGUUCUCUUCAAACUGCCCAUAUUAAUAUGCAGACAGUAGUCUUUGAAGAAAUGCACAAACAAGUUUUAGGUCAGUUGUCCUGUUGGAGGAUUUUAUAAUUACAUACAAGUUUUUGUCUUAUUCGACUGUAGUACGAUUAACUUAAAUAUAGACGGAUGCUAUGUUUAGGUUUUCCUGUUUUUCACAAUCCAAUGAUUGUCAUUAAAAAGGUUACACACCCUCAACAUUUCAAAAUGAAGAUUUUUUUAUUGUAUUAGAGUAU